CUACCCGGAAACAUUACAAGGGCCGGAAAGGACCAAUGUUAAGGGAGCACACGUCACUCACUUUUACCCCCCAAAAAAUACCACCACCGACCAUCUAAAUCUCCCUCGGCCGUCGAAACACUCAGCAAAAAGCUCCGUGCCGGCGCGAGCCGUUGUGAUGAGGCGGCCGCGGUGCAGCUGCGGAGCGGGCCGGCGGUGAUUCGGAGGGGGAUCGCUGUGGGCGCUCUCCCCGCUCAGCAUCAGUGAAAAUGGCUGUGGCUAACGACUGGAAAACAGCACGCAGAAAUGGAAGCGGCCGAUAGCUAGCCAGGCGGCUCGAAGAAGGCGUGCCAGGCCUCAUCCAUCCGCCGCUGUGCUCCGGAGCUGGAUGCGUAGGAUCGCCGGUUUAUUCUAAAAUGAAAGUCAAAUUAAUGUGUGCUAGAUUAUCUUCUUCAACUGCCACAGGACCUCAGUCGUCGCUGCAUUCAUCGCUUCAACUCGAGGAAACGCUGUAGGAACUUCUUGGCCGAACACGGAUGAGGAAUCUUGCAUAGGUGAAGGAAAAUAUCAACGCAGUUAUUCUCAGAGGAAGGAAGAAGAAGUCUUUUGAACUGCUUCUCAAUAAAAAAAUUAAGCAAUUUUUUUUUUUAUGAUUAGCCGGAACUCAACUACCUUUCCAAAAGACACUUUUUACCCUUUGAUCAUCAACUUAUCAUCUCAGCUACCCCACUUAUUUUGGAAGUAGACUGUGGGCAGUGAAUGAUCAACAGGAAGUAGCAGCAGCAGACUAACAAUGUUGAGAGAUGAACUUAAAAUAAAGCUCUCGUUUGAUUAGUUCUGGAUACAGAAUAGUAGCAAAGCCUCACUUUGAGGGUGACGUUUGUCUUUCACCAGUGAGUGGUGGAAUUAUUGUUGCCACCCCUAGUGCUGGAGGUUUGGCACCUGCACCCAUAUGUGCCAUUGAGUGGGAAAUGUUCCAAUUUGGAAAAUACAAUCUGGACAUUAUAGAGAUGUUAAGUGGGCACCAGGCCCACCAGUUCAAAGGCCUUGGUUUAGAUCGACAACUGCAGCAUCAGCAGCAAGUGCAACUUCACCAGCAUCAACUUCAGCAGCAGCAGCAGCAGCAGGCUGAGUCUUCUGGAGCUCUUCUGUCUGGACUUGGCUUGGGCCCCCUGCAGGGGUCUAGAGGUAACGCCUUUUCUGAUUCUGCCUCCAUUUUUGCCAAGAUGAGUGCCCCUCCUCCCCCACCUUUACAACAACAGGCUUCCUCAUCUCAGAGCUCUCGUUCAAAGUCAAGCAAGAUGAGCAGCAGCAGCAGCAGCAGCAGUACAAGUCAUUCUUCAGGCUACCCACAGUUCCUGCGCUCUUUCCACCCGUCUGAGGCAGCACUAGCACAGGAGCAGCUACACCCUGGUGUAGGCAGAUUUGAGCACUUUGCUGGGGGAAGUAGCAGUAGUGGUAGUGCUGGGGGAUUAGGAGGAUUAGUAACAUCAGCACCUCCACCCCCUCCUCCUCUACAUCCUGGCCUUUCUGUACCCCAAGCAUCACCUGGCCCUUCCUCUUCCUCUCCCUCCCCUUCAACCUCUGUGGCCACUUCUAACAACCCUCCUAGCAGCAGUGCAGUCAGCUCAUUGGGACACCAGUUAGUUGGGGCCCAGUCUGAUGCACGAAGCCUUCACCAACAGUUUAGUUGCAUGUUAGCUGCUAAUCAAUACUUUCUUUCUGGCGUGCCUGCUAAUGCUAGUUUAGAGCAGUUUCUUGUCCAACAGGGAACCCAUAACCACUUAGGGAUUGGUUUAAGUCAAACAGGUGCGGAACCUAGUACUAGCCUUGCUCCACCUCCUGCUUUGCAUUCUUCCCACUCACAUGCCCACUCCACUCCCCAAUCACAGCAGACUCCACAGCAGCCUCCCCAACAGCAACAACUUCCUCCUCACACCCUCUCUCAUCCUCACUCUCAUUCCCAUCCUCAUCAUCCUCUCCACCCAGGUUCCCAGCCAUCGUCACUGGGUAGCUUUGACUUCCAGGGCAUUCCUGUACUCUCAUCAAAUCAGAUAGCCUCUCUGAUGCAGCAGGAAGCGGGCUUGCCCCUCCCUUUGCCACUUCAUUUAUCUUUAUCAAAAGAUGAUGGCAAAGGUGAAAGUGGUGGAGGUGGAAGUAGUACCAGUAGCAGUCGGAGGAAGAAGGCUAUGGCUGGCUAUUUGCCGCAAAGAAAAUCCGAUAGUAGUAGUAAUAGCAGUAGCAACCAUGGGCACGGUGGCCACAGUGGUAAUCCCAGCACUACUAGUAAUGGAGGGCUUAGUCACGGUCAGCCUCCGGCUUUAAUUGGGAGUGGUGUUGGCCUGUCAAAUAUGGGUGGAGACCCAUCAUCCCUACUUACCUCAUCAUCUUCAUCCUCAUCAGUAGUUUCUUCCUCCUCCUCCUCUGCUCCCUCUUCCACUGCUGCCUCAGUUUUAGUUACUAAUAAUUCUCACCUUUCUAAAUCUGAUAACCAGAGCUCAAUGCAACCUAAUGCCACAGAAUCUGAUUCAGAGCCCAUUUAUAGCUGUGGAGAGUGUGGCAAAAGCUUCCCUCACCUUUCAAGUCUUCGCAGGCAUUUGCGCAUGCAUGAGCCCACAGCUGCAGGUACUAGCAAUACUGCCACUACUGGCCCUAACCCUGUUCAUAUUAAAUCACAACCUGACCCAAGCCUUCCCCACUCAACCCAAGAAACUCCUCAGCCCUCCUCCAAUACUUGUCAUAGCCCAGACAAAGUAUUUAAUUGCCCCGAUUGUAGCAAAAGCUUUAAGAAAAAAGGGCACCUCCUGCAACACGGUGUUAUACACUCGUCUGCCCGCCCAUAUGCCUGCUCCACCUGCUCUCGGGCUUUUAAUCGUAGAGAGUCACUGACACGCCAUGAGAAGAUACAUGAGGAAAAACCAUUCCGAUGUCCUGCCUGUGGUCGUGCCUUUCGCGAAAGCACCUCUCUGCUCAACCAUGCUGCCUCAGGCACCUGCGGCAAGCCAGGGAGGGGACCCAAGCAACGGGGCAGCAAGACAGGAACUGAGGGUGAGGACAGAGUUGGGGGAGGGGGUGGAGGAGGUAAUGGAGGAGGGGGAACUUAUCAGAGCAAUAGAGCGGUUAUUUAUGGGAAAACUGAGGAAGAGGAUGGUGUAAUCAUUGUGGGGGAAGGUGAACCAAAAUCAAGUUUAGGAUGUGAUGGUCUGUUUCAGUCUGGAAGGGGAGGGAAUUCAAAUGACAGGGACAGAACAGAUGGUAAAUACCCCACUGACUACUCUCGGAAUCGUUACACAGGCUACCAUGAUGACCACCGUUCUCAAGGUAAUCCAUCUCCAUGCUACUCUGGCGCCUCCCCCUGUGGAAGUGGGAUGGCGGGCCCUGCUCUGAGAAAGGCACCCUUGGCCCCAACACUGCAUCCACACUCACAGAGCCACAGCCAGCACCACCAUCCGCAGCAACAGCCCCAUCUGCCCCUUUCUUCUCUUCUGGAUGACUCAGAGGAUGAUGUCACUAGUUCUGUCAAUAAUGCAAUCUCUGCAAUAACAGCUGCUAGUAGCAGUGGAAAUAGAGGGGAUGAUAGGGGAGACAUCAUAGGAGGUCUGCUAGGUGGUCUUGGUUUAGGACCUCUGGGCUCACCGUCGUCUACAUCUGGCCUGGAUAAGAAUUACAGAGGUGGAGGGAGCCAGGAGGCAAUGAGCAGCAACACACAGAAUCCUCCUGCCAAACCAAAACGCCCACGCAAGCCGAGAGCUAAGAAGGAUCCUGCUGCUGGCGGACAGCCCCCCAAACGUAGGCAGUACACCCCCAGAAUGGGUCCUAGUGGGCUCCCACGCACUCACCUCUGCAGUGUCUGUGGAAAGGGAUUUGCACGCCGCGAGACCCUACGCAGACAUGAUCGGAUCCAUACUGGAGAAAAGCCCCAUCACUGCACUGUUUGUGGAAAGUAUUUCAGAGAGGCUUUUCACCUUAGCAAGCAUCAAACGGUCCACUCCGGGGCAAAGAAUUACAAAUGCAGCAUUUGUGGAAAGGAGUUUGGUUACUCCCAGAGUCUCAGGAGGCACAGUAAACUUCAUCAGAAAGGGGAGCUAGAAGAGGUGCCCACAACACCUGCUCCAGAAAACCUUAACAGCUUUAAUCCAAAUCCUCAAUGUAGCGUGGCCCAAGACAGGAGCCAGAACCAAGCACCAAGCACCUCCUCCUAUUACUCCUACCCUCAAGAUGUCAAGCCUCAAGAAACCAACCCCCAGCCACAGCCUCAGCCUCCACCUGAACCACAGCCGCCACCACCGCCUCGACUUUACACCUGUGCUAUAUGUUGGAAAUCGUUCCGCCAUCACUUCCAUCUGACUGCCCAUCACCAGACGGUUCAUGAAGGGGGGGGUGAAAAGCUCUUCUGCUGUGAGGUAUGUGGCAAAGCGUUUGCUUACUCCAAUAGCCUUACUCGACACAGGCAGUCCCAGCAUGGGAUAACCCGGUCUGAAUCAUCCAACCAGCAAGAAGGCAGUGGUGGGUCUGGGGACAACAGAAGUGGGAGUGAUGUCAAUCAGUCAGCGUCUGAGAGCGAGGCUGCCACUAAUGCUCUGUUACAGAUGGCUCCUUCUACUGAAGGUCAUGGAGGGCAGAGUCUCAGCGUUGUAACUCAUAGCCACCAACAAGCAACCCAACAACCAACAGCUGGUUAUUCUCCCCUGUUUUAUGACAAUGUGGCAGCCCAAACCUCUGCCUCUAGUGCCCCGUCUUACUCACAGCCCCUACCUCCUAAUUCUACCGUCAUGCCCCCCCAGCAUCCGCAUUCCCCGGCCGGGGUGAAAGGAGAGCAUAUAUAUCCAGCUGGAUCCCGUAGUCGUACACUUCAUACUACAGCCCCGUUCCAGCCCCUCACGGAACUGCCCUCCACUGAACAUCAUCAUCUGCAUCACCAUCAUCAUCACUCCCACCAUCAUCUUCAUCAUCAGUCAGGUACCCAGUCCCACCAACACCUUGACUGCAGCAGCCAGUCGUCAAAUGAUGAAAUAAGACGGCACAAGAAGAAAAAAAAAAAGUCCGACAGGAAAGAGUGGAGGGAAAAUAAGUGGGAAUCCCAAGAUUUAGUCAGGAUUGAUGGAAUCAAAAAGAAGAAAAAGAUAAGUUUUACAGUAAGAGGCCAGUCGAGUAAAAAACAAGGCUCUCUUCGUUUGACAAUUAGGCGAGGAGGAGAAUCAGGUGGUGGUGGGUAUAAGCUUGUCAACUCUGGUGGAAUGAAGGUACAGAUCCUGUCGUCUCUCAAAGUCCCUGUGAAACGUUAUGGCUGUCCCAUUUGCCCCAAUGCUGUGUUUUCCCGUAAAGCGGGACUGCUGGUUCACAUGGCAGUAAAGCACCCACGAAAAGCCUUGAGCUCUCAGCAGCGACUACGGUGCAGUGUAUGUGGGAAGCAGUCUCACCGGCCGUUGGCAGCAUUCAUUCAUCGGGCCUCCCAUCGUGCCAGAGGGUCUUUCUCCUGCCGACGCUGCUCCGCACGCUUUUGGAAUGCUACGCUCCUUCACAGGCACAAGGUGUCCUGCCGCCGCAGGGCCAAGGGACUGCAGAGAGGAGACGCCAAAAGGCUGAAGCUUGCAAAAAGACCAGGAGAAAGACAAACCAGUGAGAGUCACGAGGAGAUGUCAUUCCUACAGGGACCAUACCGAUACUGAGACUCCUGGUAUCUGAAAAGAGUGGCAUCCAAGAGGAACAUUUCAGUUCUUAAAUGGAAAAGUGAAAGGAAAAAAGGGACUUGGAAAGGCUUCCUUAGCCUUCAGGAGGAUUUGCCUCAUUUCUCUGGUGCAUCUACUCUGCUGACUAUUAGAAUGAGUGUGUUAACAACUACUGUAGAGUGUCCUAUAAAAGUGUCACCAGAAUUUCUUCCAGAUUAUUUUGGAAGGUGUUUUCAAAGAUGUGACUGUUUCCAUAGGAUCAUUAAUUAACCCCUUAAGUGCAUUGACACUAUGCUUGGCUGACACUGUGCAGUUAUUAGACAAGUUUAGGUGAAAUGACCUGCUAAUGUAUCUCUCUCCCCUUAACUAGAAUUCCUGCUACACCUCUUGCUGUAUGAUAAACGUCUCUGCUGUGUAAUUUGUCUUGUUGUUGUUCACUUAGAAGCUCUGAGGAUUUUUAAAAAAAUGUAAAGUGCAUUUAUUAGGAGUAGGGACAUGAGGACAACAACCUUGGUUGAUAGUUUGUCAGUGCAUGUUUGUUCUCUGGUCAAGUUUUUUGCUGAGGUGAUAUCACUCCUACAGUAUGUGAUGGUUUAUUCAAUAUAUCCCCUGAAGUUUGUAGUGUAAAUUUGAUUUUAAACUUACUCUCUAUUCCCUUGUGAUUUAAUCACUUAUAGAUGAAAUGUCAAAGUUGCUGGUAAUUAGUAUUACAAGGAUCCCUCUCCUGCCAAAAGGAAGAAACUUACAAGAAGCCUUGCUUAUGAUUUUCACUUUAGUUCAUUUAUUUAAAAUAUUCCUAGCUUUUAUACCAAGAGAUUGAAAACAGGUUAAACAAGUGGACUGUAACACAUGUUUAUCUCACGUUAUUUGUAUGCUCUUUUUAGCGGUGAUUAUUUCUACAGUACUUCACGUGUGUAAAAACAAGGACCUAUCAUAGAAACAAAUGUAAUAUUCCAUGUAUUUAUGUGUAACCCAAUCAGUCUUUAUGCCAAUCUUAUACUCACCCCUUCUACCUUUUUACUUUUUGCUGAGUUGCAAUCAUACUCUCACUGUCAAGCAUUUUUUUUUCUUCUAAAGAAAGAUGAAUUUUAAGAACAUCUUGUCACUUUAUUCACUUCUGAAAUGUCCAUACACCUGUCAGUCCUUGUUUUCUUUCUUCUAAAGAAACUUAGUUUUAGUAGAUUUUUAUCACAUUAUUUACUGAUAAGUCAGUAGUUCAUUAUAUUUCAGCGAUGAAUAAACCUUAAGUGUAAUAAUUUUGCUUUUCUUUUGUUUCUGUUACUGAAGUCACUGACUGCAAUAUCAAUGGAAUGGUACAAAAUGCUAAUCAAUUAACAUGAGUGAAUUCAAACUGUUACCAAAGUCAGUAUUGAAGUUUAACAGCUAUAUUUUGACUUGUGUUAUUACUAUCACUGUGUGGAUUAAGUGGAUAUCAGGAUGUAGUCACUAUACCAAUAAAUUUAAUUAAAGUGCUUAGACUUACUAAUGUUAUUGGCCAGGUUUCUCCAGGGUAAUGAAUGGUUUUCAAUAAUCAAAAUUCUCACGAUAUAUUUUCACUAUGCUUGCAAUAAAAUGGCUGUGGUAACCUUUCA
Molecule: messenger RNA, 7240 nt
Organism: Salarias fasciatus (jewelled blenny)
Lineage: Eukaryota; Metazoa; Chordata; Actinopteri; Blenniiformes; Blenniidae
Product: zinc finger protein 850
Exons: 3
Coding region: 951-5648 (1565 amino acids)
Source: RefSeq, a predicted model, not a curated record